Messenger RNA from Aspergillus campestris IBT 28561, 309 nucleotides. RefSeq lists its product as uncharacterized. The coding region runs from base 1 to 309 and encodes 102 amino acids. The record is from RefSeq and is a predicted model, not a curated record. The transcript has 5 exons. Lineage: Eukaryota; Fungi; Ascomycota; Eurotiomycetes; Eurotiales; Aspergillaceae.
AUGUACUUACCAACAACUAUCAACAAUUACCAAGAAAACACCUACAGUGACCGAGUCAAGGAUAACUUACUCAUGAGCUUUAUGUCUUCUAUUCUAUUUGAGUAUACCCCAGAAACAACAGUCCAAGGAAAAAGCUACCCCACUCAUCUUCUCAACCCUCAAGUAAAAGCGAGACCCCAAAAGGGCCAGCCAGGCCAUCAGCAGAUUAGUUCCCCCGCAGCGCUCAGAUCCAGAAACAUAUCACGCACUCCGUCACGCCCAGCGAAUGUUAUUCAAGGGGAUGGUAGUUAUGGAUUUGUGAAUGGGUAG